This is a messenger RNA of Mytilus trossulus (common blue mussel), 4432 nucleotides long. RefSeq names its product Golgi pH regulator-like. The transcript is spliced from 16 exons. NCBI's taxonomy places the organism in Eukaryota, Metazoa, Mollusca, Bivalvia, Mytilida, Mytilidae. Gene Ontology annotation, biological process: intracellular pH reduction. Bases 285 to 1658 code for a protein of 457 amino acids. The record is from RefSeq and is a predicted model, not a curated record. Gene Ontology annotation, cellular component: Golgi cisterna membrane. Gene Ontology annotation, molecular function: voltage-gated monoatomic anion channel activity.
AUUUUUUAGAGUCUAAAUUAUUUAUAUUCAAAUCUUCACCUUAAAGUAAAAUAAUUCUAUUGUAAACGAACACAAAUUGUUCUUUAAACGACGAUUUUUAAUAAAAUACAACACGAAAAGGAUAAUGAUAAGACGUUCGCUCAAUAUCCAAUCACAAUUUGCGUUAUUCCUAUAAUUUGGAAUAAUUAAACCGUUCGGAACCUUUCUUGUGUCACCGUUCAAAGACACGUGUUUAUGUUGACGUUGGAACAGAGGGGAGAUCCCAAGUCUACAGCCACAGCAUCAUGUCUUUUUUAGUGGAUUCUUGUCUGAUGUUCUUUUCACAGGUCUUAUUUUUUGGUGGAGGCUGGGUUUUCUUUCUAAAGCAAUUAUUCAAGGACUAUGAGGUCCAUCACUCUGUAGUACUGCUAGUGUUUUCAGUGACAUUUUCGUUAUCCUGUACCAUGUUUGAAUUAAUCAUAUUUGAAAUUCUUGGAGUACUUGAUGCAGGCUCCAGAUAUUUCCAUUGGAAACUAGGACUCUAUGCCAUAUUAUCAGUGUUGAUUGUAGUGUUACCAUUCUAUAUUGCUUAUUUCAUCAUUUGUAAUUUAAGAUUUGUGCCUCAGAAACAACACGUGAGAGUACUAUUGACAUUUGCUGUUUGGUGUAUAUCUACUUAUUUCUUUUGGAAGAUUGGGGAUCCAUUUCCUAUUCUCAGUCCUAAACAUGGAAUAUUUGACAUCGAGCAGUGUAUAGGAAGAAUAGGUGUGAUUGGUGUGACUAUCAUGGCUCUGUUAUCAGGAUUUGGUGCUGUAAAUUAUCCAUAUACAUCUAUGUUUGUCUUCAUAAGGGAUGUUAAGGACAGUGAUAUACAAAGUAUAGAGAAAAGACUGAUGCAGACCAUGGAUAUGAUCCUGAUGAAAAAGAAAAGAAUUGCCAUAGCCAAGAGAGAAAGUUUAAAGCAGGCCAGUUUAACCAAGAAUCAAGGAGGAUUCUGGGGAAUGUUGAGGAAUGUUGGAUCAAGCUCAGGAUCAACAGAAAAUGUUGGUCAGUUAAAACAGGAGGUAGAGGCUUAUGAAGAGUUAAGUAGACAACUAUUUCUGGAAUCAGCAGAUUUGCAUAAUAUGCAGGAAAGAAUAGCCUAUGCUGCUACAUUUAAAGGAAAAUAUUUCAACUUUUUGGGAUAUUUCUUUUCUGGAUACUGUAUCUGGAAAAUAUUUAUUUCAACAGUUAACAUAGUAUUUGACAGAGUAGGAAAAGUGGAUCCUAUAACUCGAGGAAUAGACAUAGUCGUCAAUUAUUUUGGAUUUGAUUUCGAUAUAAAAUUUUGGUCCCAACAGAUAUCUUUUAUUCUGAUUGGUAUUAUCAUCAUCACAUCUAUUAGAGGAUUUCUACUGACUCUUACUAGGUUUUUCUAUGCCAUAGCCAGCAGUAAAUCAUCAAAUAUCAUUGUACUUGCUAUAGCUGAAAUCAUGGGGAUGUAUUUUGUGUCAUCAGUUUUGUUAAUAAGAAUGAAUAUGCCAUUAGAAUACAGAUCAAUUAUAACACAGGUAUUAGGAGAUUUACAGUUUAAUUUUUAUCACCGAUGGUUUGAUGUGAUAUUCUUGGUCAGUGCCUUGUCCAGUAUAGGAUUUCUAUAUAUAGCACAUAAACAAGCUCCGGAGAAGAACAUGAUAUAAAGAGAAUCAACAGACAAUAUUUAUUUUUAUUUGAGAUUUAUUAUGUACUUUUGUUUUAAAGUUAAUUGUUGAUUAAUAUAUGAAAAACAUGUAACAAUAUUUGUUUAAAUAUUUUGUUUUAAAUUCUUUAAACAUUGCACAAGAUGGUAAUUAAGGGUAGCUUGUAGUCAGUAUGUUUGUUCUGAAAUACGAUUUGACCCCUACUAGUAAAACCAGCUGCUGUAUGCUUGCAUGCCAUCUAUGAAAGUUGUUAAAGGCUCAGUAAGUAUGGAAUCUCACAUGACAAUCCUAGAAUAGCACAUCAUCAUUCCCCUAAAUCCAAUGAAUUGUGCCACGAAUUGGAAUAUAAAGACUAUUUUGUUGUCUGUUUAUAGAUUAAACACAAUUUUCAAUCUGGUUUAAAUUUAAGGCUUAAACUUUGUGCUCCUCAAAACAAGAACUAUAUGUAAUCAACCUUUUUCUGUCUUUACAAAGAGUCCCCCAUAAGAAAAGUGCAAGUAAGAGACAAUUGAAAAGUUUAGACUGGUACCCCUCAAACAAGAUAUCUAGAUGUCAAAAUAGUCAUCAACAGUUGACGGAUUUCUUUACACCCUGUACUGUACUGCAUGCUUUUUGUACGACUGCAAAAAUUGAAAAUUUUUUGGUCGUAUAUUGGUAUCACUUUGGAGUCGUCGUCGUCUGAAUACUUUUAGUUUUCGCACUCUAACUUUAGAAAAAGUGAAUAGAAAUAUAUGAAGUUUUGACACAAGGUUUAUGACCACAAAAGGAAGGUUGUGAUUGCUUUCGGGGUUUUGGUCCCAACAUUUUAGGAAUAAGGGGCCAAAAAGGGCCCAAAUAAGCAUUUUCUUGGUUUUCGCACUAUAACUUUAAGCAUAUAGAAAUCUAUGAAAUUUUGACACAAGGUUAAUGACCACUAAAGGAAGGUUGGGAUUUAUUUAUGGAGUUUUGGUUCCAACAGUUUAGGAAUUAGGGUCUAAAAAAGGGCCCAAUAAGCAUUAUUUUUGGUUUUCGCAACUUUAGUAUACAUGUAAGUAUAUAGAAAUCAAUGAAAUUUAAACACAAGGUUUAUGACCACAAAAGGAAGGUUGGGAUUGAUUUUGAGAGUUAAGGUCCAAACAGUUAAGGAAUAAGGGGCCAAAAAGGGGCCCAAAUAAGCAUUUUUCUUGGUUUUCGCACCAUAACUAUAGUAUAAGCAAAUAGAAAUCUAUAAAAUUCAAAUACAAGGUUUAUGACCACAAAAGGAAGGUUGGGAUUGAUUUUUUGAGUUUAGGUCCCAACAGUUUAGGAAUAAGGGGCCAAAAAGGGGCCCAAAUAAGCAUUUUUCUUGGUUUUCGCACCAUAAUUUUAUUAUAAGAAAAUAGAAAUCUAUGAAAUUCAAACACAAGGUUUAUGAUCAUGAAAGGAAGGUUGGGAUUGAUUUUGGGAGUUUUGGUCCCAACAGUUUAGGACUAAGGGGCCCAAAGGGUCAAAAAUUAAACUUAGUUUGAUUUUUACAAAAAUUGAAUCCUUGGGGUUCUUUGAUAUGCUGAAUCUAAAAAUGUACUUAGAUUUUUUUAUUAUUGGCCCAGUUUUCAAGUUGGUCAAAAUCGGGUCCAAAAUUAAACUUUGUUUGAUAUCAUUAAAAAUUGAAUAAUUGGGGUUCUUUGAUAUGCCAAAUCUAACUGUGUAUGUAGAUUCUUAAUUUUUGGUCCCGUUUUCAAAUUGGUCUACAUUAAAGUCCAAGAGUCCAAAAUUAAACUAAGUUUGAUUUUAACAAAAAAUGAAUUCUUGGGCUUCUUUGAUAUACUGAAUCUAAACAUGCACUUAGAUAUUUGAUUAUGGGCCCAAUUUUCAAGUUGGUCCAAAUCAGGAUCCAAAAUUAUUAUAUUAAGUAUUGUGCUUUAGCAAGAAAUUUUCAAUUGAACAGUAUUGUGCAAUAGCAAGAAAUCUUCCAUUGCACAGUAUUGUGCAAUAGCAAGAAAUUUUCAAUUGCACAGUAUUGCGCAAUAGCAAGAAAUCUUCAAUUGCACAGUAUUGCGCAAUAGCAAGAAAUAUCUAAUUGCACAAUAUUGUGCAAUAGCAAGAAAUUUUCAAUUGGAGUUAUCUUUCUUUGUCAAGAAUAGUAGUUGAAUCAACUUAAAUCAUUGUUUUUAUACAAUAUACAAUGUAUAUUCACUUUUACUACCAACUGAUAAAUUAAAACAAUCUUUACCAUUCAGUGAUAACAAGCACUUUUUUUACAUUUUAAUAUUUUAUGAUGUAUUUAAAGGGGUAAUUCGCGAUUUUUCACUUUUAAUCUUAUUAUGUUCAUAAUACCAUAAAAAAAACAUAUUCACCAAGUUUUAUUUCGAUGUGAAAAGUAAUAAAGAAGAAAAUUGGGAAUAAUUAAUUUUAUUUUUUCAAACUUCCUGACUUAUGUGACGUGUUACAAGUCUUUGAGCAUGCUGGGAGUGAAAUUAAUCUCAUUUAAGUCUUGUUUGUUAACGAACUAAUUACGCUAUUUAAAGCGCAUCAACAACAUUUGGUGUAGCUAUUAACCAACGAAAAGUAAGUGAUAGCCAUGCAACUUUUCAAAUUAGAUUGUAGGAUUUGUGUACGAAUUCUAGUAAUUUGAAGUAAAUAAUACAAUAGAACAUUUUUAUGAUUUUUUUCUUCAAAUACUUUAAACAAAUAUAUGAAACUGAAACGAUUGAUAGUGUAUUAAAAAUUACAUGUUUGUAUUCUGAACUUUUUGCUUCAUUCCAGCAAACAUUUUCACUUGCUUGUACUGUGGAAAUAAAAUGUGUAUUAAUUUG